AGAUGGCGUCCAUUAUGGAAGGGCCGCUGAGUAAAUGGACUAACGUCAUGAAAGGUUGGCAGUAUCGCUGGUUCGUUUUGGACUACAAUGCAGGAUUACUGUCCUACUACACGUCCAAAGACAAGAUGAUGCGUGGCUCUAGAAGAGGCUGCGUGCGGCUCCGGGGAGCCGUUAUAGGUAUCGAUGACGAGGACGACAGCACUUUCACUAUCACCGUGGACCAAAAGACCUUUCAUUUUCAAGCCCGUGAUGCGGAUGAGAGGGAGAAGUGGAUCCAUGCCUUAGAGGGGACAAUCCUCAGACACACCCUUCAGCUGCGGGAGGCAGAAACAGGGUUUGUUCCCAGUGUUCAAGAUUUCGACAAGAAAUUAGCAGAGGCUGACGCCUACUUACAGAUCCUGAUUGACCAGUUAAAGCUUUUCGAUGAAAAACUCAAGGACUGCAAAGAAGAUGAGUCACGCAGAAAAAUUGAGAACCUAAAGGAAACAACCUGUAGUAUGGUAGAAUCCAUCAAGCACUGUAUUGUAUUGCUGCAGAUUGCCAAGGAUCAGAAUAACGAACAACAGCACGCAAACGGACUGAUAAGCACCAUCAACCCAGUGGAUGGGAUUUUUCAGCCCAAUCCCCUGGAGUCCUCUGUAGUCAGCACCAUGCCAACGCAGUCUACCCUCCCCACAGAUAACGCCCAGAUGUGUAAGACAGAGCAGAGGCCCUCGUCUCUGCCUGUGGGGCCAGUGGUUACAGUGGUGGGCAGCCUGCAGACCCCCACCCCCAACAGCACAGGCAGCGGCCCGUCUGCCCCCAGCAGCAGUGUUACCUCUCCAAGUCACAUCAACCUCUCCUCCAACACCGUCCCGGACUUCUCCUACUCCAGCAGCGAGGACGAAUUUUACGAUGCAGACGAGUUCUAUCAGAGCAGUACCUCCCCCAAGCAUUGCAUGGACACAUCUAGGACUCCGGCUGCACUGCCUCAUGCUGGCACAGGAACAGCCCUGAAACGACCAGACACCAACGAGUCCCUCAACUCCUCCAUGUCCAAUGGCACCACCGACGCGGACCAAUUUGACAGCCACGAUGACCGUGAUGAUGAUGGCGAGGGCGAAUCGGUGGAGGAGCACAAGAGUGUCAUCAUGCACCUGCUGUCCCAGGUGCGGCUGGGCAUGGAUCUCACCAAGGUCGUCCUGCCAACCUUUAUCCUGGAGAGGAGGUCAUUGCUGGAGAUGUACGCUGACUUCUUCGCACAUCCGGAUUUGUUUGUCAGUAUCGCAGACCAGCCGGACCCCAAGGACCGCAUGGUGCAGGUGGUGAAGUGGUACCUCUCGGCCUUUCACGCGGGACGGAAAGGAUCGGUGGCCAAGAAGCCUUACAACCCCAUCCUGGGAGAGGUCUUCUUCUGCCACUGGGACCUGCCUACUGAGGGAGAGGACACAGCCGCAGCGGAGACCAUGUCGGAGGGCCCCGUGCCAUGGUGUGGGAAGAACAGUGUGUCUUUCGUUGCUGAGCAGGUCUCGCAUCACCCCCCCAUAUCUGCAUUCUACGCCGAGUGUUUCAGCAAAAAGAUCCAGUUCAACGCCCACAUCUGGACCAAGUCAAAGUUCCUGGGGAUGUCUAUUGGAGUCCAUAAUAUUGGCCAAGGCUGUGUGACCUGUCUGGAGCACGAUGAGCACUACAUCCUCACCUUCCCCAACGGCUAUGGGAGGUCAAUCCUGACAGUCCCGUGGGUGGAGCUUGGUGGGGAGUGCAAUAUCUCCUGCUCAAAAUCGGGCUACAGCGCCAACAUUGUUUUCCACACGAAGCCCUUCUACGGUGGCAAGAAGCACAGGAUAACGGCUGAGAUCUUCGCUCCAAAUGAUAAGAAGUCUUUCUGCUCCAUUGAGGGAGAGUGGAAUGGAGUGAUGUACUCCAAGUUGGCAUCAGGGGAGAAUUCUUUAUUCAUCGACACUAAGAAAAUGGGCAUCAUCAAGAAGAAGGUGAGGAAGCUGGAGGACCAGCUGGAGUAUGAAUCCCGCAGGCUGUGGAAGGAUGUGACCACUAACCUAAAGCUGAAGGAUAUUGACGCAGCCACAGAAGCCAAGCACCGGCUGGAGGAGAAGCAGAGAGCAGAGGCACGGGAGAGGAAGGAAAAGGAGAUGCAGUGGGAGACCAGGUUGUUUCACGAGGACGGCGAGUGCUGGGUGUAUGACGAGCCCCUGCUGAAGAGAACGGCAGCGCAAAGGCACUGAGUGAGGCGUGGAGGCCCCCGGAUGCAAAACGAGUCUUAAUAAGAACUCCUUUACAAACCACUUCCCAUCCAAGCCUUUCAGUGACUGCUAAUAGAACAUGUACUCAGCUUUGCAUUUUCAAAAUAAAAUAUAUAUAUAUGAAAAACAAGAAAAAAACUUCUACAAAAAA
Megalops cyprinoides (Indo-Pacific tarpon) is the source of this 2391-nucleotide messenger RNA. It is a transcript of the gene osbpl9, whose product is annotated as oxysterol binding protein-like 9. Gene Ontology annotation, molecular function: sterol binding. The transcript has 24 exons. Gene Ontology annotation, cellular component: intracellular membrane-bounded organelle; membrane; cytosol. The record is from RefSeq and is a predicted model, not a curated record. The coding region runs from base 3 to 2222 and encodes 739 amino acids. NCBI's taxonomy places the organism in Eukaryota, Metazoa, Chordata, Actinopteri, Elopiformes, Megalopidae.